Messenger RNA from Gregarina niphandrodes, 843 nucleotides. RefSeq names its product putative RNase HI in long-term repeat retroelement Ty3/gypsy family protein. The transcript has a single exon. The record is from RefSeq and is a predicted model, not a curated record. Lineage: Eukaryota; Apicomplexa; Conoidasida; Eugregarinorida; Gregarinidae. The annotation marks the transcript as partial.
GGCGGGUUGUUCGUCUGGUCGGAUGCUCGAGGAGAGGCAUUCACGAAGCUGAAGCAGGCGGUAGCCGGUGCGUCGCUGCUCCACAAGCCAGUUCCAGGAGCGCCGAUCAUCAUCGAAACAGAUGCCUCCGAGGUUGGCAUUGGCGCGGUGUUGAAGCAGGUGCAGGAGGGUAGAGAGGUCCCGUUAGAGUUCGCGUCUAAGAAGUUCACCGACGCGGGGGGAAAGUGGGAUACGAGAGAGAGAGAGCUCUUCGCCGUCAAGUGGGCUGUAGAGAAGUGGUGCGACUGCGUAGAGAAGUGGUGCGACUACCUAGCGCUCCAUCAUUUCACCGUACGCACAGAUCAUGCCAACCUACGCUACCUUGUGGGAGUAGACAAAGGGAAGGUGUUCCGCUGGGCGCUGGCGCUCUGCAGGUUCGACUUCACCUUAGAGUCCCUGUCGGGAGAGAAGAAUAACAUGGCGGACUGGUUGUCGCGGUACGCAGCGGAGGAUGAAGAGUGCUACGCAGAGAUCGAGGCAAUGGCAGCUGGAGCCGCAAGGAGUGCCUGGAGUGAAGAAGGAUGGCAAGUGGUGGCGGCAGGCCAUGACUGGCAAGGUGCACGUCCCGGAGCGACUGAGAGCGAAGGUGGUACUGAACUUUCACUAUGGCACCAGUGGGCACGCGGGAGUACUCAAGAAGCCAGCAUGUUCUACUGGCCCGGACGUUGCGAAAGUGGUAAGAGAUUGCCUGAUAUGUGCCCGGACUCGAACGAGAGCUCGGCUGACGCACAACGUGCCGAAGGGGGGUCUGGAGAAUCCGAGCGCGAUGGACACUGUAAGCCUGGACCACGUGGGACCAUCUGA